UGUGGCGCUGCAGUUUGGCGCUCAUCCCGCCUGGACGCUUGGUGGAGGUUGCGUACAGACGGUUUGUCUCAUGCGGCCUAGUCGCAAUAAUUCAUUUCACGUAUGUUUAUUCGGGUCAAGAAGAAUAAAUUCAGAGUUAUAUUAAGUUUUUAAACACAAUGGAUAUGGAUGCGGUGAACGCCUUUAACGGGGAGAUGUUGUCCAUGAUGGACAUGCCACCCCCAAUAUCUCGAGCCAAAAUGAUGUCUGUAACUAAAGCAGGAAUCAAAGCUAUCAAGCUUUAUAAGCAUGCUGUUCAAAUUGUGGAGAAGUUCAUCAAGAGGUGUAAACCAGAUCUGAAGGUCGCUGGUCUCUAUGUGGUCGAUUCGAUCAUCAGACAGUCUCGCCACCAGUUUGGCGCAGACAAAGAUGUGUUUGGUCCAAGAUUCUUGAAAAACUUUUCCGUGACGUUCCAGAACCUGUAUGAGUGCCCUGUAGAUGACAAGGAGAAGAUAUUACGUGUGCUGAAUCUGUGGCAGAAGAACGAUGUGUUUGGAAUGGACAUCAUUCAGCCUCUGCUGGAUAUGGCCACAGCUCCAGUGCUUCCUGUCUUUGAGAAUGGAACUACAGUGGGCGUCUCCCUCGCUACACCAAUGUCAGUACCACAGCUGGCAUCAGCUUCUGCCACAGCAGUAACCCUGCCCGCUCUACAGAACCCAGUGUCUCCACCCACUCUACAUAACCCUGUGGCUCCACCCCACCUACAAAACUUUAUAGCUUCACCCACUGUACAGAACCCCGUGGCUCCACCUGCUCUUCAGAACCCAGGUGCCCUGGCUGCAGUUGCCCAGUUGCUCCAGGGCACACAGGGCUUAGAGCAGCUGCUUCAGAGUCUGCAGCAGAGCGGAGGGGCGGGGCUUUCACAGUCCACUGCCCCGCCCACCGAACAGAAGACAUCACUAGCUAAGAGUUUGCUGGAUCGGUUUGAUUACGAUGAUGAUCCAGAACCAGUGGAGGAAAACCCUGAACCCGCCCCUACUGCUCCUCAUGCGUUGAACCUUACACUAGAAUUACAGCAAGCCCUGCAGGCCCACCUUCUAAGCCAACUAGCUAACCAGUCGCAGGAGCAGGUGGCACUUCAGAGUUUGCCAGCGAUGGUGCCGAACCAAAUACCAAACACACUACAAAACACAGUACACACACUGGAUGAGAGCAGCGUGCCGCCCAGUUUCCAGCAGCCACAUGUGCAAAACCGCUUCCAGACAACACCUUUACCUGAGGAGUCAGCUGUGAAGAUGGAUCACUCAGCGGAUGAUCGAGACAGAAGACACAGAAGAUCACGAUCCAGGUCUCCACAAAGAAGUUCAACGUCUCGUUCACGAAGAUCGCCGUCCGGUUCGCGCUCCCAUCGAUCGAGGUAUCAUCGCACACGAUCCCGAUCCAAAGAGCGCCGAGCGCGAUCAGAGGAGAGGAGGGAGAGAGAGAAGGAGAGAGAGCGUAGACAGAAAGGACUUCCGUCCAUCAGGAAGGAACAUCUCAGCGUGUGCAGCACUACGUUAUGGAUCGGCCAGCUGGACAAAAAGACACAAAAACAGGAUAUCAUGAGUCUGAUGGAGGAAUUCGGACAGGUUGAGUCUAUCAAUAUGAUUCCUCCUAGAGGUUGUGCAUACGUUGUCAUGGUGCACAGACAGGACGCACACACAGCCCUGAACAAACUCAGCAGAGGGACUGUUAAAGUCAACCAGAAAUCUAUAAAGAUCGCGUGGGCGUUGAAUAAGGGCAUUAAAGCGGAGUUUAAGAAGUUUUGGGAUGUGGAGCGGGGUGUCACGUAUAUCCCCUGGAACAAAGUGAAACGUGACGAUAUUCAGAGUUAUCGAGGAGGUGGUAUGCUGGAUGCUGAAACUCUCAAACCAGAGUGGAACAUUUCUGUGGCCAAUCCAGCAGUGCCAGUCACAGGAGGACCUGAAGGAGGACAGGGAAAUGGAGCUUCACUCCUAACGGUAUCACAGGUAACACAUGAGGGGUUUUCUCCAGAACUCCUCAGGGCUGUUCAAUGUCUCGUUCAACUUCUCUGCUUCUGUUUCGUUUUGUCUUUGACAUGUGGGAGGCAAACUGUGUUUCUGUCUUUUGCAUUGAGGGUUUAAUAGCAAAUGAAGAACCACAGAGUAUAAAAUAAAACAAAGUUAGUGUCAUGUCUGUCUAGUUUUCUUUGUUUCGGUAGAGUCCUUUUCAACGACAGUUUGUGUCUCGCUGUUCUGCGAUAGGCCAGAUUUUUCAGUAAAUAUGUGCAUUGUGUCAGUUUAUGAUGGGUGAUCUUUCGCCCACAUUCUGCUUGUUUCAUAUUAAUCAUGUUGCUCUUAAGAUCAAAAAUGUUUUUUGAUGCUUCAAGCCAUUGAAAGCCCACAAUGGCCACAUGUUUGGUCUUUUUCUUUUGUUCUUGAGGUCAAUUUUAAACAGUUAAUUUAGCGUGAUUUAAAUAUCAAAGAAUAAUAUCGUUGUCAAAUGAAUCAUGACCUCUUGGUGCAAUUCUUCAUGUUUGAAGAAUACCUUAUCACCAUCAGCAGACCUUACAUUUGAGGCCAUUCUCUGUAUUCUUAGUGAAAGAUAUUUAUGUGUAAUUACUUAAAUUUCAUUUAAGACAUAAUUGUCAGUCUUCUAACUCGGGGGAUUUCAAACUGGGGCCUGGGGACCCCCAGGGGGCCUCCAGAAUGUUCCCCUAGAAAAUAUUUUAAAAACAAAACACAGCAAAAGUUGGAAAAUUCUACCGAAGAUUACUAUGGUUUCAUUUCUACAAACAAUUUUGUCUGUAUAUCACACGUACUAUUUGUCUAACAGUUGAAAUGCUUUAUACAAAAUUUUUUUUUUUUUUUAGAAAGGGGGUCCGUCGAAAAAAGUCCAUCAUAUUUGGGCGUCCUUGGCAUGAUUUAGUUUGAUAACCCCUGUUUUAACUGACAGCUAAUAAAUAGUCAUCCUGGCACAGUUAUCUUAAAAUAAUUUAUUUCCAUUGCUAAGUUCUUUUUAAAAUUGAACCCCCUCAAAGUUGCGAGGUAGACAGUAGGUGAAUAAUGACAACUUGUUGUGCAUUUGAUGGUUUUAACUUUUUCGGAAUGUCUUUAUAAACAACACACAGCAUGACACAGCUCUGGUUUGCUCAGGGAGCUUAAGGCUCAGCCCAUUUUUCAAAUGUUGCUUAGUGAGAACUCAUGUUAGGAGAAGCAUUGGCGAUAUUUUUCUGCUGCUCUCUGGAUGCAAUAAUGACUCUAAACAGGCAUUUCACAAACAUGGGCUAUGUAAUGCUAAAACGCUAAACAUAGUCAUAUUAACGGCCAACCACUAGAGGUUUAGCAGUCACUUUAAAGAGAAAUCUGAGUUUUCGUGCAUCUCAAAGGUUGAAGGUGGAUGACGAAUUUUAAUGUCGCAGUCACUCCUGGAGAACAUUGGGAAAUCAGGAAAUGAACAGGUGGGUUGAGGAAGCACCAGGAAAAUCAAUUAUAGGUUGUCGUCUCCAUUGGAUAAAAAUUGUGCGUUGAGUAGUAUUCGUCUGCACUGCGCAGUUAUUGUGAGGAAACCUUUCCAGAUCUUUAUAGCAUUAGCUCAAGGUCAAGGUUCUUUUUUCCUUUUCAUACAUCAAAUUAUGUAAUGUUAUGUCUCUGUACAUAUUAUCACAAGCUCUAUCCGGUGUAAGUUAAUGCAUCAUGAAAUCACCUUUUCAAAAAUUAUAGUUUGCAUACAUAUGUUUCAGUCGACAUUAUGCAUAUAUUAACUUCAAAAGUGUGAGCUAUAAACUUAUGAGCAACACUGACCGAUUCAUUGAGUUGUGUGAGGUGCCGAGUGAUGCACAUCAACAAGCUGAUAAAACAUUGGCAUAUAAUGGGAAAUAUAGUCUUUUCCCUGAGUUGACAUUUUUCAUGUUGACUUUGUCAGGGAGGACAGAGAAGUUUAAAAGUGCAAUAACUCUGCAAAAACUGAAACAAAGAUGGUAUUCAUUACAUUCUGGCUAUUGAGGUGAUUCAUGUGCCCCUUUAAUCUGCUGCUGCUGCUUCUGAAAAGAUCAAAAUCAUCCUUUUUUUUCUCCAAUGGACUGGUGAAGGUGAGUGUUUGAGGUUCUGGGUUUCCAGAGAAGAUCUAUCCCCUGAACAUCAUUGAUGACAUUCAGCGACCUAGACUUGAGCGCAGAAAGGUAACGGCUAAAUACCAGCGUGAGUUUAAUUUUUCAACCCAUCAAAGCAAAACGCAUGUCGCGGAGUUUCAAGUUAUGGUUUAAUUGACCAGUCCGUUGGAUCUUCUCAGAGACGUGUCUAAAACAAAAAGUGUGGCUCCUUGUUGAAAUAAUUGCUGACAAAGUUCAAGCGGAUGGUUGGGAUGGUGAACCAUCUCCUGGUCGACCGAUGACCUUGUGUUGCUGUGGAUUGAGUCUUUCGAAUAUCCCCAAAUGGUGACCGUACCUGUUGGAAGUGCAGUGAGAAUCUGCUGGGAUCAUUUUGGUCGGGCAGCUGAAAUAUUCUACUCUCUUCGAAGGAACCAGAGAUUUGGUAAGAUGACAUUUUCGUUUUUGACUUUCUACCUGAACCGUGGAUUUUAGAUUUAGACUAAAAGUAACGGCACUCUAGCAUCCAAAAGUUAAAUCCUAAAGGGGUCCUGUUGUGUUUUGACGACUUCCAUUUUAUAUAGUGAGUCAUGUAGCUGUUUGAGCCUAAUAAAGGUCUGCAAAGAUCAGAUCAUUGCAAAGAGAGUUAUUCUCUUUAUCCAUUCAAGAACUACAAUGUGCUUUUGUGCAUUCACACUUCACAAUAUCCCUCAUUUAACUGCUGCCUAAGGUGCACUUAUAAAAGUUGUCACUGUUUUUCCACCCUGAUUCUAAACCCACUUUGUUCGGUUUUCCUGAAACAAACACUGGUUGUUGAAAAAUGUGUUGUAGGUUUUUUUUAGGGGGGGGGAAAUGUAAGCAUGAAAACCUAUUACUACACCCUAAAAUCAAGACUUUGUAAAAGGGAAUAAUUGGACCUCUUAUGGAAUAAAAAUCUGGAUUAAAGAAGGCAAAUGAAAAAUAUCAGACUGUACUUGUCUACAUUAAGCAUAUGUUAAUCACAACAGUGUGUUGCAAAUACAGGCUAUGUUUGGAAUGUAAUGCCAGCAGUUAGUCUUAAAUCGCACGCUAAGGUCACAUUUACUUUAUUUAUGUUUCCGACCAAUAAUUAAAGCCAUACAAUUUUCCCAUUUGUAGUAAUAGAACUGCAGCAUCUUGUUAAUGCCUUUUAUCUUUGCAGUUAGUGCACCUGCCGUACUUUGUGUUACGAACGCACUUAUGUACAAUAUGCAUACGUAUUUCAGACAGAAGCAUUGCUACACUGCUGAAUUGUUUAUUUAGUGAGUUACAUUUCUUUCUUCUAAAUUAAUUUUGGUUUAAAUGUUUGAACCUAGGCUGUCCAAAUUUUGAAUUAGAAAACACACACACACACACACGCACGCUUUGGUUGACUAUCCCCGUGGGGACAGUCCAUAGGCGUAAUGUUUUUUAUACUGUACAAACUGUAUAUUCUAUCCCCUAUCCCUAAACCUAAAGAUCAUAGAACACGUUUUGCAUUUUUAGAUUUGUAAAAAAUAUUGUUCUGUACAAUUUAUUAGCUUUUUUGCCCAUGGGGACCAAAAUUGAGGUCCCCACGGUGACACGAGUCCCCAUGUGUUGGUGUGUAUUCAGGUUUAGGUCCCCACCGGGAUAUACAAACAUGAACACACACACACACAAUACAGAAGUAUACAAAGAACCUAAUGUUGAAUUUAUUACUGUUAAUAAUUUGAAGAAGCUAUCAGUAAUGCUUUACAAAGAGGUUGUGUUUGUUAACAUUAGCAAAUUGAUUAACUAACAUAAACAAUGAGUAACAAAGUUUGACAGCAUUUAUUAAUCUUUGUUAAUGUUCAUGUUAGUUUAUGGUGCAUUUACUAAUGCUGAAGUGAACAUGAAAUAAGGUGACUAACUGAUAUGAAAUUGUUAAUUGUUCGUUCAUGUUAGCUAAUGCAGUAGUUAAAAUACAAGCGUAUUGUGAAGUGUCAACUAACUAAAUAAUAUAGUAGUACUUUAGGCUGGCAACGUACGUUGCAACUUGUGCCUCAUGCAGUUAUUCUCAGAAGGUUUGGUGCAUUUCUCAAGUUAUCCGUAACAUUUGCAAACCAGUAAGGACAUUUCUAAAAAAAUCCACCAAAGAGUAGAUUAACUACCAAAGCCUGUAACUAGCUCGAAAUCUUUAUAGUUCUCUCAGAAGUCAAACGCACCUAAUAACAGACAGGUCUGACUCGGUUGAGCAACCAAUCAAAGCUUCUAAUUCAGCUAGGUGGUGGGGUUACCCGUGCUUUGACGCUCAGCCAGAGAUGCAAUCGUCCGUGCAUUACAUAUUGCUAACAUUUACAGGAACAACAUUCUUAAUGUGGAGUCCUUCAAAUAAAGUAAGUCGUGCUGGAGAAAGGUUUAGGCUGAAAUAGAGUAAAGUGACACAUCGGGAUGUCAACAUGUGAGUUUUAAAACGCCUUCCAAUUUCUGCUGUCUGAUAUUGUGAAUUAUAUUUUGCUGUUAUUGGACAGCAACAAAUUGUAUGAUAUUUAGACCCUGGCUCCAUAUAGCGUUGAAAGGAAACUGCAUUGUAUGUUUUAUAGACAAAUGACAGACAAAAUACCAUCUAGCAAUGACUAUCGAUAUGUUUGCCUGUUUCUAAAGCACAUCUAUAACUUGUAGAUUUGUGUUUUGCCUGAAAUUACAUGAAUCGGACUAAUGCAAUUGUUGUAAUUGCCUGUUUAAGCCAGUCUUUAGUUAGUGAGAUCACAGCAUCCAUCUUAUGUUUUUCAGGGAGAAAAGGAUUUUUGAUUUCUUAAAAAAAAUUGUAUUCUUAAAUAUUUUCAGCAGUUUAAUUUUAUAAGUGGAAUGUGAGUUCACCUAGAAGCAAGCACUAAAAUCUUGAGGCUUCUUUACUAUUUAAAAAAAUGAAUUUCAGUCAUAUUUACUUGAUUCAUGUUCUGCUUGCAUUUGAUGUACCACGUGCUAUUUAAUUUCAAUUAUUAUUGAUAGCUCAAAUUUGGUUACAUUAUCAAAAUUUGCCCCACAGUUUUUGGAGUAUAGGUGCCACAUCAGGCACAGAUACACAACCAUGAAGCGCACAUAUCAUAUAUUUGAUUCUAAAACAAAUAAGGGUAUAACCUGGAUAUAUUUGGAGAAAUGGCUCAGUGGUUUUAUGUUCAUACAAGUCAAAGGGAUUCAGUGUUGUUUGGUUAUCAACAUUCUUCAAUAUACCUUCUUUUGUGUUCUGCUGAAGGAUAAAAGUCAAACCGGUUCGGAAUGACAUGAGGGUGAAUAAAUGAAAGAAGUUUCAUUUUUUUGGUGAACUAUCCCUUUAGGCAGUACAUUUUGGUAAUGGAUCCUCCGGACAUUAUCUUCUGUUGUUAUGGACAAUCGUCCCUAAAGAAUUAAACAUUCUUUUCAUUUUUGUAUAUUUAGCCUUUUGUCAUAUUUAGGCUAUAUGUCUUUAAUAUUGAGGGCGCUUUUAAAAAUCCGGCACUAAAUAGACUAGUUAUACGCCUCAAAUGUCUCAGGAGACAUGUCAAUCUGACCAUUUCUGAAUGACCAUUGUAGUUCCUGAUGCUCUGAGAUCAAAGCUGCUGCCAGUCGGCCAAAUCAUCUGCCUGUUUGGCUGGAGCUGCUUUCCCGGACCACUUUAAGCCGAGCGUAGGAAAUACACAGUCAUCCUAUUUUAUCAAGAUCUGUGUUUAAUCUCUGCAUAAGAUCCUAUAGUGAAUUGUUUAUCACACACCUGCAUUCUCUUUGUGAGUUUAACUGGAGUGAAACUAAGCACGAGUAACAGGAUAAAAAACCCCAUCUCUUUCCCUCUCUCUUUUUAAAGGCAAAUUAGUGUUCAUCAGAAGCACAUUAAAGUUGCACGUGACAGAUAUUUAGUUCUAUUUUAGCUUGUUUCACCCAUUAUGGUGAAAUGAAAUCUGUUUAAUCCUUGUUAGCCUGAUGGUGUCAGAUCUCCGCUACUAACUCGGGGAAACUGGAUGGUCAGUGACAUCAAAACCUGCUUCAGGGUCUCUGUACAUGCAACACGUGUCCUUGAAGUGCUACAGAGAAAAGAGACAACUGACACACUUAGAUUUGCUUUUCCUCACUUGACAGAAACUGACGUUACAUCACGAAUAAAUGAUUUGAAUCUGCAUCUGGCUGUUUGCUGUGUGAUCACAUCGGUACAACCAACUGAACCCAUACGAGCUCCAAAGAGACUGAAGUCAUAUAUUCACUGCUGACACCUGCAACAACUGCCUGCUGAAGUUGUGAAACACUUGUUCAGUUUAAUUUACUUGUCUGUACGGGGCGCAUCGAUGUGUUUCCUGAUGACUGUUCAGACACGCAGAUGCUGGGAAUGAAGAAAUGCAAAGUAGAGUUUUUGAAUCUGCGCUUAACUCGAGUGCUCAUGCAGUUGUGUAGUUUAUUUGACAACUUUCCUUAUAAAAAAAGAAAUCCCUGAAAAGUGCUAAUGCCACACAUUAAAAUAUGUAUAAAUGGCAUUACACAGAUAAAAUACUGAUUAAAAAUAGCCACACAAGACACAUUUCAGGCAAAAAAUGAUGGGGUAUUUGAUAUCUUAUGAAAAGACAUUAAGGAAUUUUAGGUUUGGUUAAACUGUCCAUGUACUUUUUCAACCUAUUGUAUUAUUGUGCAAAGCAUUUUAAACGAAAAAAUUUUAAGUACGCACAUGUGAUCCGUAAGAAUCAUAUCUUGCAUAAAUUGUAACACUAAAGUGUCUUGCAGCUGCAGUUCCAUCCCAAAAGGAGAUCACACCUUUCUUCUUCAUUGCAUCUAUUUAAGGUUUAAGAAUUUUAUAAUUCUGUAUACAUGUGCUGCCUGAGUGUAUUAGGACAUACUCGAAAGUACUUGUAUUGGUUUUCUGACCAGUACAUCCAGAGACUGUAUUUGGCAACUGGCCCCGUUCAUCAUGAACAUCUGCCACUAGAUGGCGUCAUUCUACACCAUCAACCUUUGUGUGUAAUAUUAGAUUAUUAUGCACUUUUACCCUCCCUCAAAUUGUCCCCAGAACAACUUUGACAUCGUCUGAAAAGUAUCCUCGUUUUAUUUUUUAAUCCUUACGUCUUGAAAAUACAUUUCUAAAUAACAAUAAUAAUAGUUAAUAAUAGUGUUUCUAGUUAUUUUCUUAUAUUCUUUUCCCAUGCUUUCUUGCAUUUGAAGAAUUUGAAGCGUCUAUGAGAAUCAACAGCUUCUUGUGACUCGCGCAGGAACUCGUUUCAGAGAACUCGGCAAUCAAACGUACAAAUCAAAUGUAUGGAAAUAAAAAAGUAGUUAUGUCCUAAUAUUUUAUUUAAAAUAGUAGGUAGGUGAGGUGUGAGUAAAAAAAGCAAAUAACAGUUAUAUAUUCAUUUAUCAUAUAUUAAAACAUUUGUGGGGUCAAUAUAACCCCACACAAUAAACCAUUGCUACAUUUGCACAUAACAGGAGGAUUAAAAUCUUUUAUUGCGUCUGAACCGAAAUCUAAACGGCAUAUUCUCCAGCUCAAAAACACAUAGGCCUGGUUUCACAAACAAGGCUUAAGGCUAGUCUCAGACUAAAAUGAAUGUUUGACCUGUCUUAAUUGAAUAUAACUUGCCCAGAAAUAUCUUAAAGUAUAUCAGUGCCAAUGUUUUGCCUCAAGAUGCACACCAGUAAUGUAUUCCUCUAAGGUAUUUUUAUAAAAGCGACAUAAAUAUCUUAAUUCAACUAAGGCACAGUCCUGGAUUAAGCUAAACCGUGUCUGUGAAACCGGGCCAUAGACAUGUUUGAUUUUAUCCCUGUUACCACCCCAGGUGUUGUAAUCAAGGGGUGUAAUGUUCAUUUGUAGCCUACAUUUGAAAGGCUGGGUGCGGUGCAAGACAAGUCAAGUGUUUAAUUUUCAAUAGAUUAAGACUUUACAGCUUUAGUGCCUUUUUUGUUUAUAGGAGCCACAAACGCCUAAUCUCAUGUUUUGCACAUGCCUCAAGCACAACUAAUAUGUUCAACUUUGUUUUUUAAUACUUUACCAUGUAUCUCACAGGACAUAUUGACACAACUUGUCAUACGUGAAUUGCAUUGAACUAGCUUUUAUUCGUUUGUAAACUACAAUAUGAUUUAUGAUGCAGUAUGGUGCGUUACAUUUUGGGCCUUUAUCUAAAAUAAAUACAUUGUAUUAGUUUAUAAUAGCUGUUAAUGUUUUAUGAUUUUUAUGAUUAUUUUGGAAGAUGACCACGUGUGAACAAGUGUUUUUUGCUUAAACGUUUGGUUCCCCCUUUGUGCCUCUCAUGUCACAGACCAUAUUCUACCCAAAAUGACAAUUUCAGUGGGGUUGUUACAAAGGAUUACAUAAUUUUUCCUCUGGAAGUUUUCCAGGUUAGUAGCAUCACUGCUUAUAUACGAAGUCUACGUCGAUAUUCGUUCAUGCAUUUGUCACAUGCAUUUUUUCCAAAAUGGAUUAUUAUUAGCGAUAUUAUGGCACAUUAGCAACUGGGUAUCUACAAGCAGUAUUUUGUGAAAUAAUCUGAAUGUAUUUCUUUUGGAGACAGAGGGAUUCUGUUUGGAAAGUCUACACAUAUUCACUCAUUUGUUUGAUACACACCGGUCUGUUCUUGCAAUAUCGGUUGUUUAAAAAGAAAACCCGAAACGGAAAGGAAUGGAUUUUUAUGUCAAAUCUUUACUGACUACCUUGUGCCUCUCGACCACAACCAACAGCAUUAAGGAGCAGAAUUAUGCAGAAAGUUAAAUCUCCAGAACUGUCAGAUCAGAUGAAAUAUUUUUAUGUUAAUGCUUUAAAAUAUCUUCAGCUUAUCGGCAACCUCGGUUUGAAGUCUUAAUUUUAAGGUGCAAUUGAAAUGGUGUUAUCUAAAUAUUAUUUUGUACUUGUGCUAAAUUGAUGUAUCUGUGAUUUUUCUGAUAAAAUAGAUAAAGCAGAAACAAACUUUGCCUCCCCUGCCAUAAUGAUAAAAAUCUUUC
Molecule: messenger RNA, 10975 nt
Organism: Triplophysa rosa
Lineage: Eukaryota; Metazoa; Chordata; Actinopteri; Cypriniformes; Nemacheilidae
Gene: scaf4b
Product: SR-related CTD-associated factor 4b
Exons: 16
Coding region: 159-2123 (654 amino acids)
Biological process (GO): negative regulation of termination of RNA polymerase II transcription, poly(A)-coupled
Cellular component (GO): nucleus
Molecular function (GO): RNA binding; RNA polymerase II C-terminal domain phosphoserine binding
Source: RefSeq, a predicted model, not a curated record